CUUUUUUUACAAUAGUCUAUAUAAUUUCUAUCCAGCCGUUUGUACCCAUGUAUGUGUUUUUUUUUUCUCACUCUCACAAAAUUUGACAACCAAUCUGUUCAUCAAACCAUCAAACCUCUGUACUUGUCUGAUCAUCAACCUUUCAUCAAACAAUGUCAGCCCAACCGAGAAAGAUUGACUUGUCGCAACUCCAGCCUCAACAGAUUGUAGAGCUCCGCAAAAGCACAGAGCAGGAGAUUCAACACUUUACUCAAUCCUUACAAGCACUCCAAACCGCCCAAAGUAAGCUCAAGGAUUGUAUCACCAGCAUCGACGGCAUGGCUUCCUCUGAAGCUUCCGAGCUCUUGGUACCCUUGACCUCUUCCUUGUACCUUCCUGGACGGGUUGGCAACAAGGACCGCUACUUGGUGGACAUUGGUACUGGGUACUUCGUUGAGAAGCUGGCCAAGGAAGCCAAGUUGGUGUACGAGGGCAAGAUCAACAAGCUUAACGACGAUUCCAAGAAACUCAAGGACAUCUUGGUACAGAAGAAUGAGAUCUUGAACAGCAUGAGUUUGGUCUUGAGACAGAAGAUGAUCCAAUACGAACAGCAGCAGCAAGAGCAGCAGGCUGCCGCGUAGAUACCAUAGGAGAGGAAAGCAACAAAAGAGACGUCAUACGAAGGUAAAUAGAUUUAUAUAAUAUACAAUACGAUAACUG
This is a messenger RNA of [Candida] anglica, 699 nucleotides long. The record is from the annotation of a GenBank genome assembly. Lineage: Eukaryota; Fungi; Ascomycota; Pichiomycetes; Serinales; Debaryomycetaceae.